This is a messenger RNA of Pocillopora meandrina, 10398 nucleotides long. The record is from the annotation of a GenBank genome assembly. NCBI's taxonomy places the organism in Eukaryota, Metazoa, Cnidaria, Anthozoa, Scleractinia, Pocilloporidae.
AUGUUUUGGGCAACUUUGGAGCUGUUGAGCAACUACUUGCCCGAGAUCGGACUAACUGGUGUUUACGCAGUUGCUAUAUUGACCUUCAUUGGAUUUUGUUCCGAUCGAAUACGGCAAAGGAAGAACCAACAAAACGCCAUUGACUCCGAUUAUCAAAUUGGAAGGCGUCUUGGAUUGUUUGAAAGCACGAUUGAUGACCUUCAUAGCUAUGGUGGAGGUUUGCAAUCUGUUGUUCUUUUGCUGAAGUCCAAAGUCUCUCUUCAACAGACCAUUGUUCGGCAAACAUUGGAACGUUUGCCAAGGAAACACACCAUUCUUCGUAUGCGAGUCAGAGAAGUUGCUGUGCACGGGAGAACGAAGGCAGUGAAAUGUUUUAUUGAGAUGGAUGAACCGUAUGCUAUAGAUUUCUACAUCAAAAGUAAACAGGCUCGUAAUUGGGAAUCGUCUUUUGAAAAGGAACUCUCGACUCCAUUCCAGACCUCUGACGGUCCUUUGUGGAGAGCACGAUUGUUCAAGGAGGAAUAUGAUGCAAAAGAGAGGUGUUUCUUGAACACCUUGCUGUUUUCAGUUCAUCAGCUCAUCGCAGACGAUACUGCUUUGUUGAAUCUUUGUGGAGAUUUCUUAGAUUUCUUGAACAUGGAGAGUGGCAAGGUUGACAAUGACAUCAAAACAACAAGUGUUCCUCUAUACCCACCUAUUUCUGAUCUUUUAAAGCAUCACAUUACCUUAACUCAACUGGAUAAAGUUUUGCUUUCUCUUAAGCCCAUAUUCACUCGACUGUUGUAUAAGAUAGUUGGAAAGCCAAGGAAUCAGUUCACCGCAGUGAUUCCACCAACUAGCUUAUGUGAUCCAACCAUUUUAAGGAAAACUUGUAUUCUGCCAAGAAAUUUACCCAAAUGUUCCAUUUCUGAGCUGGUAGAGAAAUGUAAAGAGAACAAAUGUACUGUACAUGGAAUGCUUACAGCUGCAGCAAGUGUUGCCAUAGCAACCAUGUUACAGAAUGGUGACCUGCGAAUACCAAUGUCUAUUCCUUUGAGUUUUAGUGUGAAUGUGAGACAGGAAUGCCAGCCACCAAUAUCAAGCAAAGAUAUGGGUUGUUUUACAUUAGACUGUGGGCUUAAAAUCCUUGUGCCAGUUCUGCAAGACAUACAUGAGCAUUUUUGGAAAUUUGCACAGAAAUGUACUCAACAGGUACGGCAAGCAGUUGCAAGCGGAAAACACCAUGCAUAUUUGAAGGAACUUCAUUUAUUGGACAUUGACUUUGCCAAAAAAAUGUACAAAGUCUCUAAAAACAAGAAAACAGCAGGUCGUUUGAAUAGGCUAUGCCAUGUUUCUAAUCUUGGAAAACAAACCUUUGGAAAAGAAGGUGAAACGAAGGCUUAUGAGUGUAAUGGAGUGUAUUUUGCUGGUGCAGGGCAUAAUUUUGGCCCUGUGUUUAGCAACAACUUAGUGACCAUUGAUGGUCAAUUGUUUUGGAGUAUUAUAUAUUACAGUAAUGUUGUCACUCAGGACGUGGCCACUGAAUAUGCUGAACUUGUUUUCAAGACUCUAAAAGCUUUUGUAUAAAUACAAGCAGUUAUCGCUGCUGUAAGGUGGUAAUUUACUGUAGGUUCACAUAGAUAAACCCUUUCACUUACAAGCUCUAUACAGUGGGUAAUUUUUUUGCACCAUCUGCCAGAGAUUUCCUACAAUUUAAGCUCUUAGUAUUAAGUGUUUAAAUCCCAGAAAUAUCCUUUGGCUGAUAAUUUUUUCUGUCUUGUCAUCAUAUUUCUGCUUGAAGUAAAUGAAUAUUGUAAGGAUAAAUUCCCUUCUGGUCACUCCUGGUAAUGAAAGGGUUAAGCUAAUGAAUGUGAAAAAAAUGCAGACUUGUGAAAAACUACCAUGCAUAAAAUCAAGUAUUGGAUAAGUUUCUAAAGUAUAUGUUUUACCAAGCCCACAUGGCAGCCAGACAUGUCCCUCAAAUCAGCUACAGUAUUGUUCAGCUGAACCUGUAGUAUCAGGUGACAAUUUAAAAUAAGUAGUGAGACAUGCUUUUUUUGUAAACCAAGAAGCAAUUUUAUGCCUUAAAAAACACAGCUUAAAGCUAUUGCACUUCUGUUUGUACAUGUAACCCAAAGUUCCCAUGAUCUGAGGGUAUUUUCAAGGAGAGAGCAUUGUAAGUUGAAAUGCAGAAAUCAACAAUUUAAAGCUAGCCCACUCUACAAUUUAAAAUAGCAUAGAACACUAUUAAAUUACACAACAAGAAGUUCCAAAUAUUUCAGGUUCUCCCAGGGCUUGAGUUAAUAAAAUAUGUUACUGUUCAACAAGUUAAUUUGUAACAAAGAAUAGAUUGUAUUAUUUUAUAAUUUUACAGACAAUCUGAGUGUUUUAGUUUUUAAUCUUCUAAGUCCAUUUUAAGUUGCAGUGCAAUACUUGAACUAACCCUGUAACUCCCAUGAAUGACCAAGACAGAUUUUCUCCUUACCACAUCAAUACAAUAUCAAGUAGACGAGUGAUGAGAAUAAAGAAAAAUAUUAAUUAUGGGAUUACUAAUUGAUCCGAUACCAAAUUCUCCAGCUAACAUGAUGAGAAUCAUUUGGCAGACAGUAAGGAGAAUUACCAAUGAGAUCUAGGGAGUUAAAGGGUUAAUGAUCAGUUAAGUAAUCAAACUUAAAUUGUGCUUCAAUUAACUUGGCAAAUUUUAAAGGUAACAGUAUUAUUUCUACCAGUCACUAAUUGUCAGUGAGUGAUGAAGGAUGCAAUAAGCGUGCUGUCAGUAAUAACUUGUAAUAUGUAAUGAAAUAGAUUGUUCAUUGUGGUAGCUGGAUAAAUUUGUUCUGAUGUCUCACACCGCCACAAAACUAGAAAUAAUAAUGACCUUAUUUUAGAAAAAAUUAAUUUAGAAUGCACCAAGCGCGCUUUUUUCUACAAAGGUGCAAAAAUUUUUAAUAAUUUUUAAUAAUUCUUAGAAUUUAUAACUGUUCGAUCUUUCGUUUAGUGAAACUAUUUUGUAAUAUUGUAAUUUGAUUUUUAUCUAUAUUUUAAAUCUUUUUUAUUUUUAUUUUUAUAUUUUUUUAAUUUUUUACAGGACCUGCAUUGAUAGCAGUUUUUUUUCUUAAAACUGAAGCAGCAGUCCUGCAUAAAUAUGUUUGUAUUAUUAUUAUUAUUAUUAUCUAGUGACUUUGUUGUGAGACAACAGAACAAAUUUAUAUUAUCAACUUAUAGUAUGUUUAACCAUUAUAUGUGACAAAGAUUUGGAAACAUAUUGAUAAAGAAAUUAGUUGAUGGAAUAGAAAACUGCAAUGUGUCCAUUUUAAUUCUAAAUCCAAAAUUGUUCUUAUGGUGCAAUAACAUCAAUUAUGCUGGGUAAGAGGUUGUUUAAAAAAAGACAAAAAUGAGAUUGCAACACUACUGCCACUUGAGGUAAGAAGUAUAAUGUAUUGCCCUCAUUCUGAUUCACUGCUAAAGAAAAAUCAAAAAAUCAAAAAUUGCAUUCUCUCCUUCCUUCCCCUCCCCUCCCCCCAGUAAUUCAAGUAAUUAAAUCUUGAAUUUGCAAAGCUUGCAUUCACAGGUUAACAAAAAUAAUAAUAAGUAAAAAAAAUAGUAUUAAAAAUGGUUUGUUCAGGGAGAGUUUCCAUGCUUCCCACACUUUCCAGAUUUCCAACUGUGUUUACUUGCGUCACUCUGCAUUGCUGACGUCAUUAGUGCAACUAGCAUCGCGAGAUUUAGCUAGACUCAAAAGUGCUAGAUAAAAAAAUAAGGCUUUUAGAAUGGGAAAUAGAGAGAAUAUCAGCAUCUGCACUACUCUCUUAUGGCUAAUAGCCUGUAGAUCUUUUAUGAAUGGACGCAGACUGUAUAAAUAUUUAUGUAAGGACAAACGAACACAAAAGAAUAUCUAAAGAUCCUGUAUCAUGGUUUUAGUUUUGUAAAAACUUUUAUUGUCUUCUUCUUUUACUGUCUUUAAUUAUUUAACAUCAUUGUUAUUCUGUUUUAUCGAUGCCGCCAGAGAAAAAAUCUUUGAAAAAAUUUCGUAAAAUUAUGCUCAGCUCCUGAAUGAAGUUUAACAAGAGAUGCAACUUUUGGAUAGCAAAUUUGAAGACAUUUUUGUCACAUCACACGGUGUUACUUCUCAAAUACGUAGAAAGCUUUCAUCCGAAAAAAAUUGAAUACCAAAUAGCGCUUCAUUUGUUCUGAAAAAAAAUAUAGAUAGAUAUCUACAUGAUCCAACAAAGGCCAGGUUCCAGAUAGUGAAGUAUAAAACGACUACUCAUUACGCUCACCGUUGUUUUCAGAACUUCAUCGACGUUUUUGCCUCGGUAAAGCGUAUUAAAAUACUCUCGAUGGCGGAUACACGCGAGGUAAAGCAUUUACAGCGCUUAAAAGCGUUGUACACAGCUGGGAGAUUCGUUCCAAAUGCUCUGGACCAGCAAGGACUAUGUCACAUACACCAUGCCGCUUAUCGUGGUUAUCUGGUGUGUGCAAAAUGGCUCAUUAAACGUGGAAGCAGCCUGACUGCCAGGUAAAAUAUUUCUUAGAUAAUCAAUCCGUUUAUUUUGCUUCAUAAAGUACCUGUUUUCAGGUAGACAGAAUAUUGGUCUUGUACGAAAGGCACUAUUGAUUUAAUUACUCUUUUUUAUUUACCAAAAUACUGUUUUGAUUUUUAUCCGUUUAAUCUGUCUUCAUAAGAUUGUAAGCCAGCAAUUUAGAAAUAGUUUUUAAACUGUAGAACUUCUCCGUGGUUUUGGAUUCUGGUCAUCCUUUUUCAUUUUAGACGAAUAAAAGUUUUGCUAAGUGCCUAAUUGCACGAAACUUUUAGUUUGGGCAACUCAGCGUUUGAGCCUCAACCUAAUCUUGGCAAAUGUCAACGAUAUCAAUUCAGACUUCUUAUUAUUGUUACGAGGUAGAUUUCUGUGUGGGUAUAAAUUAAAGAAAUGCUAAGAAAAUAGGCCUCAGAUGGGAAUAUAUACAUUAUUAUGAUGGAAUUGCCGAUACCUGCUUUCUUCAUUUUAAAGUAGUAGCUUCAAAGGGAAAAUUUUUUUUCGGUUUUGAAUUAGCAUGUUAUUUUUUCAACUUAACAGGGCUCCUAAUCAUAACCAUUUUUAUAUAAGUUUGAUGAGAAUGUACACAUCGCUGGUAAAGCUAGAUAGACCGGUUUCUAUCUUCAAUGCCCGCAACAGACUGUCCCUCAUUCAACUAGUAUUGAACGAUUUUUGGAUAACGUGAACCCGUUCUGCUUUCUCUACAUGAUAAAGGUCUGCAGAAGGCUCGGUACCAGCUCAUUACGCGGCCGCCGGGGGCCAUCUUGAAUGUCUCAAGUGGAUUCACCGAAAGGCUUCGAAAAGCAUCUCUUUAACGGUUCGUAAAAUUCAACUGAAAUGUUAACAGUUUUCAAUAAAAUUCUUUCCUUCUUAUUUUUUAAUGAUCAAUGAUUUCGAGUAGAUGAGGCAACGUACAGUUUUGAGGCUACAAAUGCGCUCGACAUUGACAAUGAUUACAUGUGCUAUUUAUCACAACAGGACAACAGUGGAGUUACACCACUUUAUUUUGCAGGUAAGAGGAAAGCUAGCAUAGUUCAAACGAUUAACGCUAAUACGGCCAUUUUACAGUUUUCAAAAGACAAGGGGGAAGGUGGCAGAGGAGAGGGAGGCAUAUCGGAAAGGGUGGGGGGGGUUUGGAGAAAACGAAUUAAAAAAGAAUAGGGCUUAACAUAUGAUUGUUUUCAUGAUCAUUUACCUAACUCUCCAUCACUCUAUUCAUCUAUCAAUUAAUUAAUUUACCAAUCUAUCAAUCUGUCAAUCUUCUAUCUGUCUAUCUACCUAUCUUUAUAUCUAGCCAUUUGUUCCUUUAUUAAUUCUUUCAUUAAUUCAUUAAUUCUUAUAGAGACUCAUUCAUUUAUUCACUCACUCACUCACUCGUUUAUUCAUUCAUUUUUUCUUUCAUUCAGUUAUACUCUCAUUUAUUAUCUCUCAGCCCAAGAAGGUCAUUUGAACUGCUUGGCGUGGCUCGCAAAGCACUCGGGAACAUUUCACCGAGAGAUGUCUGUGGAUGGUAUGACCGCUGUUCAUGCAGCAGCUCUUGAGGGUCAUUUAGGCUGCCUGGUGUUUCUACUAAGCUCUACUGGUUGUAGUGCGCUGGCACGGGACAGGACUGCCAACACACCUUUGCAUUAUGGUAUCAUUCUGAUACUCUAUAAUAAAAUUAUAGAUAAGUCACCAAUUCUAUGAUAACAGUUUAUGUAAGAUUCCUUUCUCCUACACAGUAAUAAAAGUUACAUACGCGGACAACCUUACUUUACAAUUUGUUUUCUAAUGUGCCUGUUAUGUCGGUGUCAUACGUUUCUGAUAGCAUUUUUCCAGGGAUGUUUACCACCAAGCACGAACUUGUGUGUUAAACCCAGUCCUCUAGCCUAGCGUCUAUACAUUUCAAACAAGGACUGUUUCUAUGAAAAGGCCAAAAGGACCUCUGCCUUUUUAAAUGUUUUCACAGUCAAAGCAUCUUCUAUUUUCUUUCUCUAUUCAGCGGCAGCCUGUGGCCGCCGUUCCUGCGUCGAGUGGCUCCUGGGUAACAUUAGCAGUGUAGGUAAUGAGAGAAAUAAACUUGGCUCCAGUCCCUUACAUGUAGCUGCACAAAACGGUCAUCUAGAGGUGGUAAAACUCCUUGUUCGAGCGUGAGUAUUUUUUCGUUGCUCAUCAUUUUUAUUUUAUCAUUUUUGUUGUAAAGUGGACAGUCUUAAUUCGACUUCCCUGUUACAUGGUCUCCCCAUCAAUAGGACUUCACGGUCGGCAGAUAUUUUCCCGUCCAACCUGACCGAAGUCGCAUGUUUCGUUAGAUAAUCUAUCUCUAUGCCGAUCGAUAGUUAGCCGUUUAGUGAUUGACAGCCGGUUGGUAGUAAGUCCACAGUCAGCCGAUUGUCAGCCUGUGGUCAGCCAAUGAUCGACCGACACACGACCGAUAAUGAAACGAUUAUAUCCUUAUGAUCGGCUGAUUCCUCGCCAUCUCGAUCGAAUGUGAUAAAAUUGUGAGUCAAUUGGCAACCGACUGCUGACUGACCAUCAACCCGCAUAUCGUUCGACUAUCAGUAGAUAUAUUAACGAUGAUAGCCAUUGAUAAUGCCUAUAAUCAGUCUCCAAUAUCCACAUGAACAUUUGUAUAAGCACACCGUUUUCAAUGUCUUUGUGUUACACAGAGGUGCGGCAAUCAAACUUCGGGACAGACUGGGCAGAACCCCAUUCGACGUGGCUAUCGAAAGUGGAAAUGGAGCAUGCGCAAACUUAUUAUAUAAGGUAUUAAGCUACAAUUUACCACGACCGUCGUAUAAGAUUGAAGUCCAGUACAUAUAAAACUUUGAAUCCUUUCUAUACGUUUAAAGACUAAAGAAAUCCAUGAGUAACGUCGGCUAAUCUAUAUUCUGAAACUAGCGUGAGCGACAAAUUAUCACAAUUAUAUCUAAGCGAUUCAAAAUAACCUGUUCCAGGCAUUCAUUUAGCAAAACAGAGAGAAAUAGCAAUCAGCGUGAUAGUAGCGGAAGAGUGAAAAAGGGAGAGCGGGUUAGGUCAGGUCAGGUGAAGAGCGCAACACGACCCCAAACCUCCCUCGGUUUUUCAUUCCUCCGCUUCUACUGCGUUGUUUACUAUCCCGUACCCAGACCUUCCACCGCUAAGCAGUUGCAAGCGGUUCUGCUAUUUUAUUUCAGUUACACGGUAGGAUCUGGGUUCGAGAUUAGGAACAGGCUAAAUUCAAAGGGACUUUUGUACCGUUUCCUCCAAUCUUCCUGCCCGAGACAUGUUGGAAACAUAGUCAGGGGUGGCUUUUUUCGCCACUGUUCUCAAUACGGACGCAUAAAGCCAUUCUCGUUUAAAGAAAACUUUUAUCUCACCACAUCUGCGACUGUCUGGAAUCUUGUAAUAAUAUAGUGAAACUAACGAUAGAUGAUAUGACAAGCGCGCUUCGGGUUACUUUUUUCCGUUCCAAAAAAAAUCCAGCAAAAUAUUCCAUUUAAUAAGAUGAGGUAAGAGCAAACCCUCGCUUGAAUCUCAGUGAUGUUAGCUUGUGAACAUAUUCUCAUUGUUAGAGCUUCGGCACAAACGCUUCCACGUGAAAUUAUGAGGCCUUAAACAAAGCAAGCCGGCAAAUGGUCUCUAAGAGGCUUAGCACUGAUUAAAAUUAUUUUCACUAUCAGAACCCCAGCAAACCUCUCCCCGACUCGUCUCGACCUUUCCGUGGGAAAAGAAACACGCGUCCUGCAGCGCUAAUAAUAAGGGCAUAUUCGCAGGCUAAUCUUAUGUUUGACUUGAUUCAUAAUUUUGAUUGCUCUUCUUUCUAGGCCGAGACCUUCAGCAUUCAAGGUAUGAAUGGCUUAAUUUCUGGACACCACAGCCUCAAACGAGUUCGCUUUGAGAGAAAAGCGAUCGAACGUGACCGUCGUUCCGAACAAGCUUCGACUCAUCAACAAUCACAGCAACUUUCUCCCGAUCACAAAUUAUUAGGAAGAGGAAAUACAAUACAAAACCAACAUUUAUUAUACAAGAAUAGCGUCGAUGCCAUUUCAAUGAAUCAUUAUAGCAAUCUAAGAAUGGAAAGUGACGGGAGCAAAUCCCCCAAAGGGGUUGCUCCUACGGAUCAGAGAUACGCCGGUCGGCUAUCUCGGGGACUCGACCCUUCUUCCGAAGACUUGCAUGUUAAAAGUCACGCAACAAGAAGCAGCUUAAUACCUUGGUCACGUGUUUACCAAAUGACGCAAUCAACGGAGUUAUUACCUAAUCAUCAUCAAUCAAAGGUUUAUUCUUCUUAUUCCCUCUCGGACGCAAGUGGCCGGGAUGAUUCGUCUCCUGAGCGACAAUUUACCAGUUCGCAACAUUACGUGGUAAGUUUAAGGGGUGACUAACUGUUUUUGCCCUUCCUCGAUGUUAGGACACUCAUAGGCGGCUGGCUGCUUCAAGAUUUCAAAGGUUGCAUUUGUAGGAUCCGAAUGGCAAUGAAAGUCGUUGAAAAGUUGGCAAUUCAUGACAAGUUUACUUCAGGUUAAAGGCAAUGAGACACGCAGUAGUGUUUUGGUUUCAAUGACUAUACCCCUCCCAAACGACUAUGAGCCAUAAAGAUGAGUUAUUAUAUAUUAAUAUUCCUUUUUCGGGCAUUGUUGGGCAUGUUUGCGGGCUUAAAUGGAGAACUUGGCAGGCUAAAAUGUAUUUUAUCUUUCAAAUGUAUUUAUAUAUUCAGUAUUUUAUAUCUCACCGAACGCCCAAACAUACCUUUACAAUAAAAAAAUUAUAGUAUUUUGUAUGACUUUCCGAUUACCACAUGAACAAUGCCCUAAAAUAUUGCCACUUGUAUGAAAUCAUUUCUUUAAUUUUAUUUGAUUGGUUCUUUGUAGAAAUACGAGCUACCUUUCCUUACUUUACGCGGAAUCCGCGCCAAUAUACCUAAAAGGCAUUUUCAGAAGUUUUGGAAAAAAUAGCGGGAGCCUUUCAAAAAUGCCCCGAACCAUUGGUACCGAAAUAGGGCCAAACUAACUUAAACAAAAUUACUUUUUCUGUUAAUUAAUUGAAUCUCAUCGCAGGUGACAAACUAUGAAGAUGUUUCCUCGGAGAAACGAAGCACAUCUUUCUUCUCCAGAAUCGUUUCAUGGAGAAAAAACAAGGUAUUUAUUUUUUCAUUAGGAUUGAUCGCUGAGUUCGAUGACUUUUGCGUCUUUCCUAACUACGUAGAUGUAAGGAAAGGCUGCAGACUGUCAUGUGCUGCUUAGAAUGAUUAGGGAGAUUAAAGUGUCUGGCAAUUGGGAUGCGUCUUUGUCAUUCCUUUCUACGUCGCGAAGGUGGUCUCAGAAACGGCCUGGUCGUCUUCCUGUUUCACCAGCAAAUAUCGGGACCCAAACCAUCAAUUGAGAUUACUUAUCUCUUCAUGAGCACCUACGCCAAAGUCAUCUAUUGCAUAACUUGCACUGACUGCAGAAAGACAUUGCAAUGCAUUUGCUCAGGUACUGACAUUGAUUCUCAAAUUCUGUAGGACCUCUUUUCAGGAGACUUUGAUCGUUUUGACGACAUCGUUGAAACUGGUACAGAGGGAGAAAAUUUCAUUAAACGACUCUACAAAUUCUCAAAAAGGAAAGUGACAAGGUCAUCAAGCUUUGCGCUCGAGAGUUUGCCAGAUAAUGUUCUAAGAGAAAGAAGAAACAGCUUUGUGGUGUCAGGAAAUGACGAGUUUUUGUCUGGUAUUGUCAGCAACUCAGUUGGAGAUCCAUGUAAGCAAGAGGAAAAAGGUGAAAAACUUGUUCAGCAUACACAUAAGGAAGAAACCUCUACCAGUGAUGUGUAUCGUGCCAGAGGCAACUCCUCGAAAAAUGAGAAAACGUCGAGAGAUGCUAAAAAGACUCGCAAACGCCAUAAGGAAACCAUUCCGCGGGAAAACUCCCUGAUAUGGUGA